Molecule: messenger RNA, 1125 nt
Organism: Rodentolepis nana
Lineage: Eukaryota; Metazoa; Platyhelminthes; Cestoda; Cyclophyllidea; Hymenolepididae
Source: the annotation of a GenBank genome assembly
AUGGGAGAAUUUCCUGCACAUAUAGACGAAUCAGCUCUUGACCUGUCUAUUUUUGCUGAUUAUUCCACUGCACCUUCUGCUAUUUCUCAAAACUCUUCCUCAGUUCUUAUCGAACUUCCUAUAAGCACAAUAAACCUUCUGGGUUCAGACAAGAUUCCCUUCUAUUUAGAAGCCUCUGGUCAUUUGAUCCUUGCAAAUUUUAUUUACGAACGCGAAAACGAGAACAUCGUUUUAAGACAUGUUGCUCCUCCACCCUCGUCAAGUUCUCCUGUGAAUGAAGAAACGCAAGUCUCUCCCUCUGUUGAUCCAUCAGAAUUACCAGAUAUCUCGAAUUCCCCAGAGUUAUCUAAUGCCUCUGAUGAUGAUCAAAAGCUUUUAAAACAGAAGGUGAAAGACAUCUUGUCUAGCCCUUUAUGUGUUCUAGACGCCAACAAUGAUAUCAUUGUUGGUGAAUACAACAUCUCAAAACUGGUUGAGACUGCUGGAAGACUAAAGAAUUAUCGUAUUAGAAAAAGUCUUUCUCAAGCGAAGUUGAGUGAAUUGAUCUGUCGAAGUUCGAAUGAGGAACUAAGAUUCAGCCAGACAUUUUUGUGUAGAUUUGAGAACCUUGAGGUUACUUUGCGUGUUGCAUUACGCGCAAAUCCCUACCUAGAGAAGUGGUUGAAUCGUUUCGAUGAGCAGGAGAAAGCACAAGAAGAGGCUUUAUGCCGAGUUCAGGAUUCGGACGCUAUCGAAAACUUUAUUCCUCAUCAUCCGGUAUCAUCGUCCCCCAUGGUGACCAAUACAGCUGAUCGCCUCAUGACGGAACUUCUAGACUUACGGGAAAGAAUAUCACCCCCCAUUAGUGUAAAUAAAGAGACUUUGUGUUGUAAUUAUGAUGAUGUGGAGGAAGGGGAAGAGAAUGAGGAUGAAAGUAUCCAACUUCCAAAGCGUCGUAAUCGCAAGAAACGCGUCUACUUCACUGAAGCUGCGGUUGCCCGAAUGGUGGAGCAUUAUGCACUCAAUCCCUGGCCUCGAGGACAGGAAUUAACUAGACUGGCAGAAUCGUUGGGUUAUGGAAGAGAAAGCGUGAGGCUGUGGUUCGUCAAUCGACGCUAUCAAUUCAAAUUAGCAUCCAAGCUGUGA